Molecule: messenger RNA, 234 nt
Organism: Glarea lozoyensis ATCC 20868
Lineage: Eukaryota; Fungi; Ascomycota; Leotiomycetes; Helotiales; Helotiaceae
Exons: 1
Coding region: 1-234 (77 amino acids)
Source: RefSeq, a predicted model, not a curated record
AUGAAGCAUGUUGAGAGUACCUGCAUGGGAAAGUUGAUCUGGAGUCCGGGUCUCCAUAACCGCUGGCUUGUCAAUGAUGUGGGGUCUGCUACCAACGCGGGGAAACUUGGGAAAGUAGUGUCGAGUCAGGGAGGCGCGUCAAGGAUAUGUCCGAAUAUUUUCCUCAAAGAGUUUGAAGAUAUUGAAGAGCAUUAUUUGAUCAAUGAACAUCUCAUUGUACUGAGAGCAGUUUGA